Messenger RNA from Vitis vinifera (wine grape), 2959 nucleotides. RefSeq names its product soluble inorganic pyrophosphatase 1. Gene Ontology annotation, molecular function: magnesium ion binding; inorganic diphosphate phosphatase activity. The transcript is spliced from 9 exons. Gene Ontology annotation, biological process: phosphate-containing compound metabolic process. Gene Ontology annotation, cellular component: cytoplasm. The coding region runs from base 33 to 677 and encodes 214 amino acids. The record is from RefSeq and is a predicted model, not a curated record. Lineage: Eukaryota; Viridiplantae; Streptophyta; Magnoliopsida; Vitales; Vitaceae.
UAUAUUGGCCUUCUUCCCUCAAUCUUAGAAAAAUGGGUGAUGGACAAAAAAAAACCGAACUUUACGAUGCUUCACAACGCCCAUCCUCCUUGAAUGAGAGGAUCCUCUCAUCAAUGUCAAGGAGAUCGGUUGCUGCUCAUCCCUGGCAUGAUCUUGAGAUUGGACCUGGAGCUCCUCAAAUUGUCAACUGUGUUGUUGAGAUAACGAAAGGAAGUAAAGUUAAGUAUGAGCUUGACAAGAAAACUGGGCUGAUUAAGGUCGACCGUGUCUUAUAUUCAUCUGUGGUGUAUCCUCAUAACUAUGGAUUCAUUCCCCGUACCCUAUGUGAAGACAAUGAUCCACUGGAUGUUUUAAUCCUCAUGCAGGAACCAGUUGUUCCUGGCUGUUUUCUUCGAGCCAGGGCCAUUGGGCUGAUGCCCAUGAUUGAUCAGGGAGAGAAUGACGAUAAGAUCAUUGCUGUAUGCGCUGACGAUCCAGAAUAUCGACACUACACUGACAUCAAAGAGCUUCCACCUCAUAGACUAGCUGAGAUCCGGCGAUUCUUUGAAGACUAUAAAAAGAAUGAGAACAAGGAGGUUGCCGUGAAUGAUUUCUUACCUUCAAGUUCUGCUCAUCAAGCUGUCCAGCAUUCCAUUGACCUUUAUGCUGAGUAUAUAUUGCAGAGCUUGAGGAGAUGAGCAAAUGGGGGCAUAUUCCAUAAUAAUUCAUUUGUAUGGAUGGCGAUUGAAAAAGAAAGGGGUGGCUGCAUACCUCAUAAUUUUUGUACUAAGCAAUUUUCUAAGCUUGUAAGGCUAAAUAAUCCUAUGCCAACAAAAUAAAGGUGAAGUCUUGUUAUUUGAAUCAGUUGUUUGUGUUGCCUUUCGAUAAAGUUGUAAACCCUUGAAAUUAAGAUCCAUUUUUUUUUCUCAUUUCCUUACACUUUCCACAUUUUUUUAAUAAAUUGCUUCAAGGUCCAUCAAUUCCUAGAGCAAUAUCUUAGAUGGCCUGGCCCAGUGGGUUCAGACCCCCAUUAGAAUAAGUUUGUUUUUCUAUAUAAUUUCAUCGUUACCAACUUGCUGUUUUCUCUUGUCUUUGACUUUUAAAACCAAACAGUCCAAGGGGGAAGCCCACCCCAAGCCUGAAAUCUGAAAUAUUUGUGGUUGGCUUGGCCCAUGAAAAUGUGAACUUGUAAUAAUAAUUCCCAUAGCAGUCGCACACCUUCCUGGUUGUCGACCGGCUUUAUCGCUGUCGGAUGUCUAUGCAAAAAACAAACACAAAAAGAUAAAAGGAGGAUAAGCUGCUUGUAUAAUUUUGGUGGAUUAGUACCCACCUCAGCCAUCUGUAUCACCUAGGAUUAUUAAUUACGGCCAUGAGCUUCUGUCCUCGUACACGGUUAUGAGCUGGCAAUUGUUAAUUGUCAUUGAUGAUUAUAAGUUGGAGAUAAGGACUUUGAUUAUUUGAUUAGCUCAUGUGGCAAAGGAAUUGGAACACAACACCAACACGUCUGUGCCUAUAUGGUCGACGGGUAGUCUUUGGCAUAUUUAUAUGUUGGUCUCUUACAUUCUUCGAAGUUCAAACCAGGUUCAAACCAGAAGGAAAGCAGAUAGAUUUCCACCAUGGAGUUCCCCUCUCCCUCCUGCGAAUUCCAGAGACUCAAUAGGGACCUUCUCUCAGAUAUUAUUGCUCGACUCGAUGGUUCGUCGGUGGCAGCUGCUGCCUGCGCCUGUUCUGAUGUCCGAGAUGUGGCUCAAGACCAAAGCUUAUGGCAACAGCUGUGUCACUCCACAUGGCCUUCCACUGCACUGGAAGAAGCCCAAAGCCUGAUUUCAUCUUCUUCCAUUGGUGGGUUCAACAAAUUCUAUGCUGACUCCUACCCUUUAGUUUUAUACGAUGAUAUCACCAGAGACACCACCGGAAACCAAGUAUGCCCAGGACUUCGCACCUGCGCCUGGCCCUCUGAUUUCGUGUCACUGAUAGACAUCUAUUACAAGAAGAAAUGCAUCCUCUCCAGGGUAGUAGAUGGUAUACCUGAGGCUGUGGAUGUUUAUAAUGACCCAGAAUGCAACUGGGAUGAGACUUCCAAUGAUCAUCAGAUGUGGUUCUCAAAUUGCCCUUUUAAACUGGAUGUAUUGAUCUCGAAGUCCGGGACAGCAAUUGGUGACAAUGAUGAUGAUGCUGCUGCCAGCAACAGGCAUCAAAAUCUAAGAAACCUUCCAUGCUUCUCUAAUGUGGAAGGAAGAUGGAGGGGAGAUUUUUGCAAAGAGCUAGAGGACCUGAGGCUAAGUUGGGUGCUGUUUGACAAGAAAAAGGGGAAAGCUGUCAAUCUGUCGAGCUGGAAGCCAUUGUUGGUACAGAGAAGCUGGCACUCUGGUAUGGACUACAUGCUGCGUUUUGGGUGCAUCGUACCAAUGGAUGAGCAUUUGCUUCCUCACAAAUUGGCUGAAUGUGUGAUAUUGGUUAAAUGCAUGCUGACAGAAGGAGGAGGGCCUGUUAUGUGGAGGGAAAUUAGUAUGAAUGUUGAGGACAUGGCAGGGGCACCUCUCAGUGGCAGGAAGAGUUUGAUGGUUCUGAAUCGGGCUCUAUACUGCUUGCGCAGUAAAAAUCACCUUGAGCUGGAAGAGGGAUAUCGUAGGUUUGAAAGGGAGAAGAGAGAGAUUAAAAGGAGAAAGGAGCUCAGGGAAGCAUUAGCUGAUAGGCUUUGUAUAUCAAUUGAAAUUGCUGUCUUCAUAACCUUUUGUUAUGCUUGUACUAUAUUUUUCUAGCUAUAUCACCAUGAAGAUUCUAGUAAAAAACUUGUAUAUUGUCAGCUGAGCAUGCUAUCAAAGGCCUAGCACACAAAUGUUAGGAUAACCAUCCAUGCAUUGAAGUAACAAUGAUAAAGCCCAGGUGUGGGCAAGGUCUAUAUGGCUGACAUUCAAGCCUGUAAUUAAAUCAGUACUCAAUGUUAACAGAUUAUUGCUUGAGAAAGCAUUACCAAACA